Molecule: messenger RNA, 648 nt
Organism: Triticum turgidum subsp. durum (durum wheat)
Lineage: Eukaryota; Viridiplantae; Streptophyta; Magnoliopsida; Poales; Poaceae
Source: the annotation of a GenBank genome assembly
AUGGAUCGCGCGCGCCACAAGAGCUCGCCCAGCUCCGAGCGCUUCCUCGGCGCAUUCCUCCCCCGCGCGGCCGCCGGCGACCAGCCCGCCUCGGCGGCCUUCGAGCUCGACGAGGACGACCUCUUCGGCUCGGGGGUCGGAUCUCCCGAGCGGCCGCAGCCGCCGCCGCCGCGCCGGCCCCUGCUCAUGUCCUCCGUCCGCGCCGCAAACCCUAGCCCCCGCCUCCGCCGCCCGCCGGGGGGCAUCCUCGAGGCCCUCCCCGAGCGCCUCGGGCCUCUCUCGCCGCCCCCGUCUGCUUCGUCCGCCUCGACGUCCCCCGCGUCUCCGGCGAUGGCCCUUCCGCGCAUGAUCCCCGCCAUCCCCCGCCCGGCGCCGACGCCGGCGAUGCAAAUGCCGCAGUCCGCGCCGGUGAAUGUCCCGGUAGCGCGGCUGCGGCGACCGCCGUUCGAGACGUUCGUGAGUGAACCGGAUGAGGAGGAGGACGACGACGAGAUGCUGCCGCCGCACGAGAUGGUGGCGCGCUCGCGGGCGCGGGAGUCGCCCAUGACGACCUUCUCGGUGCUGGAGGGCGCUGGACGCACCCUCAAGGGGAGGGACCUCCGCCAGGUACGCAAUGCCGUGUGGCGGAAGACCGGCCUGCUCGAUUGA